AUGGCUAGCUCUGAGAAUGACCUCUUCACUGAUGUUCCUGGCACGGUUUAUCUGGUGGAUGCAUCACAUGCACUACAAAACGCAGCUCAUGCAGGCCAACAAGAUAUUGUUCUAAUACCUCAACCAUCAAAUUCCCCAGCAGACCCACUAAACUGGUCGCGGGCAAAGAAACUAUGGUCUCUCUUCUUGAUAUCAGCCUAUGCUUGCGUGUUCUCAUUUGGCGAAAACAACACCGGUGCAAGCUGGACUCUGAUUUCCGAUGACACUGGAGUCAGUAUCAAUAACAUGAACGGAGGAUCUGCACUCAAUUAUCUGCUUCUGGGAUUCUUCAAUAUCAUAUGGAUCCCGUCAGCGAUGAAAUUCGGUCGCAAGAUCGUGUUUAUUUUGAGUUUGUUGAUCCUUUGUGGGGGCAGUAUAUGGGGAGGCUUGUACCACGGGGUCGCUCAAUAUUUUAUUGUGUCGGCACUGCAGGGUGUAGGUACUGCGGCCUACCAGGCACUGAUUCAACUUACGAUCUUUGACGUAUUUUUCACGCAUGAAAGAGGUCGCAUGGUUGCAAUUUACAUAUUCUUUCAACAGCUCGGGUCUAUCUUGGGACUUAUAUUGGGUGGAUACAUCUCGGAUGGAGUUGGCUGGCGUUGGUGCGCUCCUAUCGUGGCCAUUGCAUGCGGUGUUUUGAUUAUCCUUUUUAUUUUCACAUUUGACGAUACCAUGUUUCCAAGGUAUCGAUUCAACAUCCCACGUCACGAGCGAUCAGUUCCAAUGGAAAGUAGAGGGGAUGAUGUUGAGCCUGAGAAAAAAACUGGGCUUGAGUCCCCAAUCUCAGAAGUCGACAGUAACAGCCUAGGAGAAGAUAUUACCACCAGAACUUACUUGCAGAAGAUUUCCUUAGUACAUUAUUUCGCAGACGACCACACAACCUGGUUCCAAUACUUCCGUCGCCCAUUCUACCUCUUCGCCUUUCCCAAUAUUGUACUCGCCGGGAUUCAGUUUGCCUUUGGGUGUACUGCGGGCAUUGUGACAUUCAACACUAUCUCAGAGAUAAUGACGGAAGCCCCAUAUAAUUGGAGUGCCGGAUCUGCCGGCUUGAUCUUCCUAGCCGCCCUUGUUGGAAAUAUACUCGGCAUGGGGGUCGGUUGGCUAUCAGAUUGGGUCGUCUUGAUCCUCGCAAGACGAAACAACGGAUACAAAGAGCCAGAAAUGCGUCUCUGGACAUAUAUAUUCCCUUUCAUCUUUGGCGCCAUCGGCUACUUUACGUACGGCUGGGCUGCGACAAAUGGUGAUCACUGGAUGGCUAUUGCGGUGGCGCUAUGCUGCUUGAUUGCUCAACAAGUUUCGUUGACAAGUAUGGCAACAGCAUAUGCAAUGGAGUGUUUUGAUGGAAUCUCCGGCGAACUCGUCGUCGUACUAGCAGUUUGCUCUUCCUUGAUAAAUUUCGCCAUUUCAUAUUCUGUCCAGCCCUUCAUAGACGCCACUAACUACGGAUGGGCAUUCACGUUUUUCGGUAUUUUGGUUGUCCUUGCUGUUUUGAUGGGGAUUCCGAUGAUAAUAUGGGGGAAAUCGUGGCGCCGACAAUGUAAGGGAAGAUAUGAGAAGUUCUUGGCUGAGGCUGGGUUGAAUACCCGUUGA
This is a messenger RNA of Penicillium pulvis, 1629 nucleotides long. Its product is annotated as putative MFS transporter. NCBI's taxonomy places the organism in Eukaryota, Fungi, Ascomycota, Eurotiomycetes, Eurotiales, Aspergillaceae. The transcript has 7 exons. Gene Ontology annotation, biological process: transmembrane transport. The record is from RefSeq and is a predicted model, not a curated record. Gene Ontology annotation, molecular function: transmembrane transporter activity. Bases 1 to 1629 code for a protein of 542 amino acids.